Prunus armeniaca (apricot) is the source of this 984-nucleotide messenger RNA. NCBI's taxonomy places the organism in Eukaryota, Viridiplantae, Streptophyta, Magnoliopsida, Rosales, Rosaceae. The record is from the annotation of a GenBank genome assembly.
AUGGAACAAGCAAGGUACUGGAUGUGGGCAAAGCGCAAACACAAUAGUUUGAGCUCAUCUCAGCAUGAUCAUCUGCAAGUGCCAAUUAGCAACCCAUCAAACGAUGAUUCGUGGGAAGAACAAGCUUUCGCCGAAGAUGCAGCCGGGCCUCUUGGAGGGUGCAUAUGGCCUCCGAGAUCUUACUCUUGUAGCUUUUGCAGGAGAGAGUUCCGUUCAGCUCAAGCUCUAGGCGGCCACAUGAAUGUCCACAGGAGAGACAGGGCUAGACUAAAGCAGUCUCCAAAUGACGAAACUACCCUCCAAAAUCAUCAUCAUCCGGAUGAUCAUUCUGUCCAAAAUCAUAAUCCCUUCUCCUCUUCAUCUUUGGGUAAUUUUCAAUACCCAUCUCAUCAAGUUUGUGCCUUGGUUUACAACCCUAAUAACCCUAGUUCCGAUCCCGGUGCUACUAUUGCAUCCUCAUCACCAUCCUCAGGUUCUAGGGUUUCAGCUCAAUUACCAUGUAAAGAAAAUUGUGCUGACCAAACCCUGAAGAUCCCACCUUCUUCUUCUGCUUCUCUAUCCUUUCCUCAAUCUUGGUCAAUCUUGGGCACAAACAGAAAUAAUUAUGAUAAAUCUGUUGCAAGAAAUAUUAUUGAAGCAGAGAAGAUUUCAGGAGCUGUGGAAUCUGGGUGUAGGGCUAAGGGUGAUCACCAUGUCACAAGUACUACUGAUCUUCACAAUUUGUCUGUGAGUUUGAAUUUGGUUGUUCGUUGUGCUCGUCCAUCCCUCUCAGGUGAUGAGGAUGAAGCUAUAAUUAGUUGCAAGAGAAGAAGAACGGAAGACGUCCCGUCAUCGACACCUUUCUUCCUUAAAUCAGGUUCUGUUGAUAAAGUACAUCAUCUCCAAUCAGAAGGGUUUGAACUUAGCUGCACCAGCUCUAUAGAGGACUUAGAUCUUGAGCUCAGGCUCGGUGACCGGCCUAAGGUAAUUAAAGUUGAUAAAUAG